AUGCAGCAGGGCACAGGAAAGCAGCCGGAGAGAGAUGCAGGAGGCCCCCCUCGAAACUGCAAUCCAACACCUCUGUUUAACGUUCGGCCUCAUGAGCCCCAUCCGAUAGAGCUUCUGAUUCGUGAUCUCACCGUCCGCAAGGAACUCAACAAGAAAGGACACCUCCAGACCAGUAGUGUCGCAAAUCCGGCCGCGGACCCGAUGCCCUUCCAGAGGUUGCCCGCGACUGAAACCAGACACGGUCAGAGUCUGCCACCACAGCUGAACCCAAUCGCGGUAAAGCGGGGGAGAAACGACCUGUCGCCAAAGACGCUGGCCACCAUCAACUGGAAAGUCGUGGGCGCCGAGUGCCGUGCGUGCUGGAGCCACCACUACAGCGAAGCGGAAUGCGCAGCUUUGACGUUGCGGCUCCCUAAGGUCUGCCAGCAAGAGUACAUCGACGGCGAUUACCUCUACUUCAAUCAGUUCCAGGAUUGGAGUCUGAUCAAGACGCAGAUGUCGAACCUCUGGGCAAGCCAGCCCGACCACGACUAUCUAAUGUCGACUUUGCCUCAGCGCACCAUUCAAGACGCCGUGGAUGCGGGUUUCCUCCCGCCGUUCUACGCGGAUCCGGUCAAGUGCGCCGAGCACAUCAAGGCGAGGGAAAAGGAAGUCAUGGCUGCGGCGCGGCCGGGCUUCACCAAAGAAAUGGCUGUCGCGUGCGGACUCAUUCCGUGGAACCCGUGGAAACCCGGAAAGAUGAGAUCCGCCGACGAGCUGGUCGAGGAGGCUAAGGCCGUCAAACUGAGAUACCAUGCCGGACCUAUCUACCUUUCUGAUCGGUUAUGGGGUUCGCGGAAAAGCCGCCAGGGCAGCGCCUCGCGCGCCGCCGUCAACGAUGACGACGAAGACGCGGACGAGGCCUCUCUCGAGACUGCCGGGGUCGUAGCGGUCACCGAGAGCAAUGGACCUCAUUGUGGUCGACCCGCUAAGUCAGGCGGCUCAGUGGAGCUGACGCCUGGCAGCCUGGGCGAACCAGCUUUCGCCAGUGACCCGUUUCCAGGGCACUAG
Messenger RNA from Tricharina praecox, 1050 nucleotides. RefSeq lists its product as uncharacterized. The transcript has 4 exons. The coding region runs from base 1 to 1050 and encodes 349 amino acids. The record is from RefSeq and is a predicted model, not a curated record. Lineage: Eukaryota; Fungi; Ascomycota; Pezizomycetes; Pezizales; Pyronemataceae.